GCACAGUGGAGGGGAGUAGCUGCUGCUGUGCUGUCCAUUGCCAUUCUCUCUGUUGGCAGGCGAUUCGUCGUCAUCGUUAUUCUUGAUUGCCCCAACGCAGGGAGGUGCUGGGGGGAUCAAAGCGAAUUUGGCGGAAGGUUGUGGUUUGGUUUGGGUUGUGAAUCCAAUUCGAUUGGGAUUCAUUCGGUUCUUCCAACUCCAAUCAAAUCCACCACCCAACCUCCAUCUCCAUCUCCAUUGCCCUUUGGGUAGUAGGCAGGCAAUGGCAAUGGAGAGGGAGGCAAUGGGUGAGUAGUGAGUGAUCUGAGGAGGGGAGGGGAGAAUCCAUGUCGCUGGCGUGCGGGCUCCCGCUCCUGGAAUGCGUCUACUGCCUGGCGUGCGCGCGGUGGGCGUGGAAGCGGUGCCUCCACUCCGGCGACCGCGACAGCGCCACCUGGGGCCUCGCCUCCGCCGACGACUUCGCCCCCGUCCCCCGCCUCUGCCGCCUCAUCAUGGCCAAUUAUGACCACCAUCCCCUCGACGACCGCUGCUUCGUCCGCCGCCGCACCUACGCCGACACCCUCGGCCGCGUCACCCCAUACCUACUCUACCUCGACCACGCCCACUCCGACAUCGUCCUCGCCCUCCGCGGCCUCAACCUCGCCCGGGAGACCGACUACGCCCUCCUCCUCGACAACCGCCUCGGCAAGCGCCGCUUCGACGGCGGCUACGUCCACAACGGCCUCCUCCGCGCCGCCGCCUGGGUCCUCGACGCCGAGUGCAACCUGCUCCGGGACCUCCUCACCGACUACCCCGACUACACCCUCACCUUCACCGGCCACUCUCUCGGCGCCGGCGUCGCCGCCAUGCUCACCGUCGUCGUCGUCCUUAACCUCGACAAGCUCGGAACCAAUCUCCACAGGAGCCGCAUCAGGUGCUACGCCAUCGCGCCUGCAAGAUGUAUGUCGCUCAAUCUGGCUAUCAGAUACGCCGACGUUAUCAACUCUGUUGUCCUGCAAGACGAUUUCUUGCCUCGGACCGCCACUCCUUUAGAAGACAUUUUCAAGUCAAUCCUAUGCUUGCCAUGCCUGCUGUGUUUCAGAUGUUUGAGGGACACUUGCAUACCUGAAGAUGCUAUGUUAAAAGAUCCAAGGAGACUUUAUGCACCAGGUCGGAUAUAUCACAUUGUAGAAAGAAAAAUGUUCAGGUGUGGAAGAUAUCCUCCAGUAGUGAAAACUGCUGUGCCUGUGGAUGGUAGAUUUGAGCAUAUAGUUCUUUCCUGCAAUGCCACAAUGGACCAUGCCAUUAUUUGGAUCGAGAGGGAAGCACAAAAGGCUUUGGAUUUGAUGCUCGAGAAGGAGAAAACGAUGGAGGUGCCAUCGGAACAGAGGAUGGAGAGGAACGAGAGCCUGCAGAGGGAGCACGUAGAGGAGCACAAGGCGGCUCUGCGCAGGGCCGUGACGUUGUCAGUGCCGGACGCGCGGUCGCCGUCGGCUUACGGCACCUUCGGCGAGCACCCGGAGAGAUGCGAGACCUUCCCGUCGGCGUCGACGCUGGCAAGGCAGAGGAUGAGCUGGAACGACCUCAUCGACCGGGUCUUCGACAGGGACGAGUCAGGCGACAUUGUACUGCGCAGCUCACCUUCUCCCUAGCUGUACAUUCCGCUUUCAUCCUCUUUCUGCUUCCUUCCCCUGGUAUGCAUCUUCAUCAUCUCCCUUUUUUUGGAUGUCUAUGCCACUUCAUCUUAUGCUGUUAUUAUUAUUAUUAUUAUUAUUUCAUUAUUCAUUCAUUGUAUCUAUCUAUGCCCUUUUGUUGUCCAGAGUUCUCUUGUAUAUCAUAUCUAGUUAUGUACCUUGUGGUGGGUAUUGAUGGAAAUCAAAGCAACUCACGCGAUCGCGGUGGACACAACUCUCACUUACACGUGAAAAACACAAAGAAAAAGACCAACGCAACACAGAGUAUUUGCGGCAUCGCACUGAACUUAGCGCCCUUUUCUGGUUUAUCUUCUCACUCAACAAACUGAUUACAAUGCACCUAUUUAUAAUACAAACUAAUGACUCACACAGGUAGCUUCCACUUCGUAAGCACACGACGUCCCACGUUCGGAUUCCUUGGCCGCAACUCCACAAGGUCCUCGGCGACGUGCUUACUUGCGCCAGCAAACUAGCUGCAAACUAAAGCAUGCAAGACUAAUGCACUACGUACUCUGAAGACUAAUUCUAACUGCAUGCACCUAUUACUUGGCUGCCAAUCUACUCUAAGCACUCACUACUACUCUGUACUUCACGGGAGAUUAGCCCACUAUGUCGUAAUCACUAUUACAUGCAGCUAAGAAUUUUGCUCCAACUAAUACCAUGCAACAAAAUAAACAUGAUCAUCUAGUUCAACAAGAUUAUUUCUAACAGGUAUAUGUUUUGUUU
Molecule: messenger RNA, 2399 nt
Organism: Oryza brachyantha (malo sina)
Lineage: Eukaryota; Viridiplantae; Streptophyta; Magnoliopsida; Poales; Poaceae
Exons: 5
Coding region: 327-1631 (434 amino acids)
Biological process (GO): lipid catabolic process
Source: RefSeq, a predicted model, not a curated record